Messenger RNA from Acanthamoeba castellanii str. Neff, 957 nucleotides. RefSeq names its product Synapsin, ATP binding domain containing protein. Gene Ontology annotation, biological process: neurotransmitter secretion. The record is from RefSeq and is a predicted model, not a curated record. Gene Ontology annotation, cellular component: synaptic vesicle; synaptic vesicle membrane. The transcript is spliced from 7 exons. The coding region runs from base 1 to 957 and encodes 318 amino acids. Gene Ontology annotation, molecular function: ATP binding. NCBI's taxonomy places the organism in Eukaryota, Discosea, Longamoebia, Acanthamoebidae.
AUGGAGAAGAAGCGCAUGCACAUCCUGCUGGUCAUCGACAGCAACCCCGCCAACAACUGGUAUCGCGUCUUCAAGGGCCUCAAAGGACCGGAUGGGGAGGAGAUCCGGGUGGAGCAGACGCAGUGGGACCUGAUCGAGGCGUGGGCCGACGACGCGGUGCACCUCACCGUCCACCCGUCGCCCGAGCCCAUCCUGGGCAGCUCCCAGAAGUACGAGCGCAGCUUCACCCCCGACUUCGUCCUCGUCCGCAACUUUGUGCUGGGCAUCCACGGUCAGUCGUGGCUCAACACCCUCAUGGCCCUCCGAGUGGGUAACGUGCCGGCAGUGAACUCGCUGGACUCGGUGUUCUUCAGCACGCAGCGGGCGCUGAUGAUCGCGGAGCUGAAGCGGAUCCAGGGCAAGCUGGGCAAGGACGUGUUCCCGCUCGUGCCCAUCCGCUACUACCCCAACACCCGGCACCACCUGCCCAAGCCCAAGGACCUCCCGCUGGUGGCCAAGGUGGGUACGUCGCACGCGGGCUAUGGUAAAAUGAAGUUCAAGGACGACGACUUUGCCGACUUCUCCACACUGAUGGCCAUGUAUUCGGACUACAUUACGACGGAGCCGUUCGUGCCCAACGUGGGCGACGUGCGCAUUCAGAGGGUGGGGGACCAGGUCAGGGCCUACCGCAGGGUCACGGCCGGGUGGAAGGGCAACGUGGGCGAGGCCGAGGUGGAGGACAUCCCAGUCACCCCCCUCUACCAGCUGUGGGCCGAUGAGUGCAGCAAGAUCUUCGGCGGCCUGGACAUCUUGAGCAUCGACGCUGUGGUCGACGAGAAGGGCAACCACACCAUCCUUGAGGUGAACGACACCGCCACGGGCUUGAACCCCUUCCACCAGGAAGAGGACACGGCCCACAUCAGAGACCUCGUCCUCCGCCGCAUGACCGAAGCCUUCAACGCCACCAACAGCAACUGA